Morone saxatilis (striped sea-bass) is the source of this 3304-nucleotide messenger RNA. RefSeq names its product proprotein convertase subtilisin/kexin type 5. The record is from RefSeq and is a predicted model, not a curated record. The coding region runs from base 146 to 3037 and encodes 963 amino acids. Lineage: Eukaryota; Metazoa; Chordata; Actinopteri; Moronidae. The transcript has 16 exons.
UGUCAGCGUGUUUCACCUGAACGAACUGGUCCGGCAAGUUAUUUCUGGGCUGGUGUUCACGAAGCCCCACAUAUAUCGAUCCGCCAGCGUACCUGCCGCACGGACACUGCGUCUUUGGAGACAGUCCUGACCUGACUGCACGGCCAUGAGCUCCUUCGCCGCGUUUCUGAUCUUUCUCUACGCUGUCGGAUUUGUUGGAUGUAAACCCUCGUCGCCCUGUCCGAGUGGACAGUUCAUGCUGAACAACCAGUGUGUCCUCUGUCACUCCACCUGCUCCGAGUGCGACGGACAUGAGCUGUUUAAAUGCACUACCUGUGGAGUUGAUGAAGAUGGACAGGAACGUUUCCUUUACCAAGGUCGCUGUCGGACACACUGCCCCCGGGGACUCUAUCCUGACAGGGGUCACUAUUCCUGCCUGCCCUGCAUAGCCAAUUGUGAACUCUGCACAGAUGGCAACAUAUGUGCCAAAUGUCGGGAACACUACAAACUCCAGAAUGGGGUCUGCCAAACGGCGUCCUGUGAAAUAGGGCAGGUGCAGGACCCUGAUACAGGAGAGUGCAUUGACUGUGAGAUGGGUUGCAAAACAUGUUCCACGGAGGACCCUGAAAUCUGCAACAGCUGUGUUGAAGGUUAUUUUCUUUUCAGACACCAGUGUCGCAGGCAUUGCCCCCAGAGCACCUAUGAGGACAGGAGCAGGGGUGUGUGUCUGUUGUGUCCAGCACCAUGCACAGACUGCAGGGGUAACACACGCUGCCUUGCCUGCCAGCCUGGCUACUUCCUCAAUGGAGGUGAGUGUAUUAAACAGUGCCCACAGCAAACCUUCAGUGAAUCCAGUGGGUGGCGCUGCCAGCCUUGCCACAGCUCAUGCCAGACAUGCCACGGACCUCGUUCAACAGACUGUGGCCUGUGUCUUGGUGGGAACCCUCCUCUUCAUGGACAGUGUCCUCUGGUCAACUGUCCAUUGGGACAGUACUAUGAGGGUAAAUACGGGGAAUGUCACGCAUGUGAUGCAUCCUGUAAGACCUGCUUUGGCCCACAAGCACUUGAUUGUUCUUCAUGUUUCAAAGGAUAUUUCCUGGACCAAGACAGUUCUUGUGUAGUGCAGUGUCCAUCCGGCUCCUAUGCAAACUCUGCCACUGAGUUGUGUGAGGACUGCUCGCCAAACUGUGAGGCCUGCGUGGACACCAGUGAUAACUGCAUCAGCUGUUCCAAAAGCAACUAUAAGCUUUUUCUCCACAAGGGACGGUGCUGGUCGAAUUGCCCAGAAGGUUUCUUUGAGACAGCAGAGGGGUCAUGUGAAGCCUGUGAUGGCUCCUGUCUGACAUGUGACGGGAUCAAGUCACAGUGUCUGUCCUGUGCUGAUGGCCACUACUUAGAGAGUGGAAGGUGUAGACUCAACUGUUCACUGCGGACAUACCCUGCAGACGAUGGCACCUGCAGACGCUGCCCCCUCCACUGUGAUGUUUGCUCAGAUGACAGAACCUGUUUCAAAUGCAGUUUCCUCUACCUGAUGCUGAACGGUGUGUGUAAGGCUAGUUGUCCCAUGGGGUAUUAUGAGGACAUGGAGGAGGGCCGCUGUGGUCAGUGCCACCCGACCUGCGGCAGCUGUUCAGGACCCCUGGUGGAUGACUGUGACACCUGCUCAACAUUUAGCCCCAAACUCUAUAAGGGUGCAUGCUCCAAAGACUGCCCCACCAGUACAUACUAUGAAACUGAAGCUAUGGAAUGUCAAGAGUGCCACCAGACUUGUUUGAGCUGCUCCGGCCCAGAUGCAAACCAGUGCACCCAGUGCGAGAAGGGACUUGUGCUGGAUCCAAACACAUUGUUGUGUGGUGUGACGGGUGACACAGACUGCCCACCAAGGACCUACCUACACGAUGACCAGUUCACCUGCAUGGGUUGCCACCAGCACUGUUACUCUUGUGAGGGUCCAGGCAACGAUGCGUGCCAGACCUGUGCCGUCCCCAAAUACCUUCACAACAGCACAUGUGUGAGCGAGUGUCCGGCUGGUACAUACAGCACAAGGCAGGAGGCUGACGGGACACAGCUGGGGUUCUGUUUGCCUUGUGACCACGCCUGCUCCACCUGCACUGGAGCAUCGGCUAGAGAUUGCCUCACUUGUUCUCCAGGAUACCUGCGUCUCCUUCAACUCUGUGUCACACAUUGUCCCACAGGGUAUUACAGGGAGGGCUCCCACUGUGAGAAAUGUGACCAGUCCUGCGAACUGUGUACAGGACCAGGGCCUGAGUCCUGCAGAGCCUGUUCACCUCCUCUUCUGGAGCUACAAGGCACCAAGCUGUGUGUUGAGCGCUGCCCACACCGCUUCUAUAAUCUGAAUGACAUCUGCAAACAGUGCCACACCAGCUGUCAGACCUGCACAGAUGCCUCGCCUCAGGGCUGUGUUACAUGCGACUGGGGCAGCACUCUAAAGGACAAAGUCUGCUAUCCGCGUUGUGAGGAGGGGCGUUACUUUUCAGUAGAGGAAACCUGUGAGCCAUGUGACAGCUCAUGUAGGCAUUGCACCGGCCCCAGGCCCGACCAGUGUCUGACCUGUCACCGGGACUCUGCUCUCCAUGCUGUGGAGAACCGAUGUGCCCGCUGCUGUCAGGCUGGAGGGAAUGAUACUGAUUGCUGUGUUUGUGACAGCCGCUCAGCUCUGUGUGUGGAGGCCCCCCAACCCAAGUCAGGACACAAUCAGGCAACAGACCUGAGUAUGUCAUCUAGAGCUCUGGAGCACACCUCAGCCGCUUUGCCUAUUGCCCUACUGCUAGCACUGGGGUUGGCACUAGCUGUGUUUACGUUGGUCAAGGCCCAUGCCAGGAAGAGGCUUUGCUGGAGCCAGAGCUAUGAGCGACUGAGUGGCAGCGCCAGCAUCAACAUGCCCCACGGUGUUCCCGAGCCGGACAGUGGAGACGAGGUGGAUGUGGUGUACACCAGCAGAGGUGGAUCAGUAUACCGGCGCUACAGUUUUAUCCAUGAGCAGGACACAGAGGCAGACCAUGAUGUGGAUGAGAACACAUGUCUCAAUCAAUCUUAGAUAUGUUCAAGAGCUUAGUGUAACUGAGGAAUGAAUGACAAGUGAAUUCAAAAUAGUUUGAUGUUUAGAAGAUAAUGUAGUGGUAUUUUUGCUUUGGUUAUGUUGCUCUUUGAGUCCAGGUGUUUAUUUUAUUCUACAAAGUGCCUGUAUCUCUAUAAUGCACAAUUCUUAGAUCGGGCAUUUGUGAGUAAACAGUGAAAAAACCCAUAUACAUGUCUGUAUAGGACAUUUUUGUUUUUUUUUACUUGACAUUAAAGGGAUAUUCAU